This is a messenger RNA of Fundulus heteroclitus (mummichog), 1492 nucleotides long. RefSeq names its product nuclear receptor coactivator 7-like. The record is from RefSeq and is a predicted model, not a curated record. Gene Ontology annotation, cellular component: nucleus. The coding region runs from base 1 to 867 and encodes 288 amino acids. NCBI's taxonomy places the organism in Eukaryota, Metazoa, Chordata, Actinopteri, Cyprinodontiformes, Fundulidae. The transcript has 7 exons. Gene Ontology annotation, biological process: regulation of transcription by RNA polymerase II; response to oxidative stress.
AUGGUGCACCGCUGCGCUCUGACGGCCAUUAUUUUCAACGGCAUGCGCCGUGCAAAGGCUCUUUGGUUUAACCACCUCUACGCCUUCUUUGUCCAAUGGUCACCAGAAAUCUACGAAACAGGCAGAAAGAAGCGCUGCAAGUCUUGCAACGUCAGGAAAGACCAGCACGACAGCCUUGCAGUGGACAAAAUCGUUACUGUUAUCAGCAAGCUGUUCAGCAACCCUGUCAAGACGUUCAAAACGGCAAAAAUCUGGAAGAUCGUUACAGUGAAGGACUCAAAGCGUAGCGUGAGUCUGUGCAACUCAGUGGAGUCUGAGCCAGAGAGUGAGUACCAGGAGACGGAGGAUGCACUCCCUGUCCUGAAACAUGAGAGCCAGCUGCUAGAUGAUUAUCACCUCCAGAAGCUUGCUGCUCACAUGCCUCCAAAGGCCCAGUGUUAUCCGUGGCAGCUGGUGUACAGCACCGCCAUCCAUGGAACAAGCCUGAGGACUCUCUACAGAAACAUGGCUGGUCUGGACAGCCCUGUGCUGCUGGUCAUCAAAGACAUGCACAAAAAGGUUUUUGGGGCUUUUUGUUCGGAUCCACUAAGAGUCAGCAAAUAUUUCUACGGCACUGGCGAGACCUUCUUGUUCAGCUUCAGCCCCGACUUCCAGCAUUACAGGUGGAGCGGGGAGAACUCCUACUUUGUGAGCGGCAAUUGGGAAUCCCUGCAGAUUGGAGGAGGAGGGGGGUGCUUUGGUCUCUGGCUGGAUGCUGCUUUGUACCACGGUGCGAGCUUCUCCUGCCCUCCCUUCCACAACGCUCCUCUUUCCACACAUGAAGAGUUUACUGUUCUGGAUGUUGAAGUCUGGACUGUGCCGAUCUGAAAGGCAACUUCAAGCAAACAUGGUUUCUCCAGUGAAGUAAAGACGCUCCAAACUGAAUGCUGUGUCCGGACAGAGCCUUAGCUCGCUGCACCAGGAUCAGAGCAUCCCACGUACUGUUCAAAGCCAGUUAGGCUGGCUCUGCAAAGGUGCUUGGUGGUCGGUGGAAAUAUGACCUUUAGAGACAAGAGGAAACAUGAACAGCUCGUUGCAAAGCUGGUAAAGAAACGGUUGGAAGCUUUGUACAGGCAGUGGCCUGCUUUGACUGUGUAAAGAAUCACAACUAAACAUGUUUUGUUAAAUAGUUUUCAAACUUUUAAGUUUUAUAUAGAUCUUUUUUUAACAGAACUUAUGUUCUUAAGUAAAAUAAUUUAUUUUGGUACUGGCACUGUAAUAGAAUUGGACCUAAAGCUCUGUAUAUGAGGAGGUGAGAAGAAAAUAUAUCAGGUGAACGUACAAUGAAACUGUAAUGACAAGACCUUGUGGCAUUUAUGAGGAAGCAAAUCUUAGUUGUUAACGGUCUUCUCUAUUUUCCUCAAUUCCUAUGUCCUUGUCUAAUAUUUUUAUUCUCAGGGAAAUGAGUAUUUUUGCAAUUUUACAACAUUUCAAAUAAAUAGAUUUGUAUUUA